Messenger RNA from Somion occarium, 1637 nucleotides. The record is from the annotation of a GenBank genome assembly. NCBI's taxonomy places the organism in Eukaryota, Fungi, Basidiomycota, Agaricomycetes, Polyporales, Cerrenaceae.
GUAUGGGUGGACACGGUGGCCAGCCUUGUAUCUUUCACUCAACCCACUUGGAACUGCACAGUGUGGCCAACAAUGUCCAACAACAACAAGAGCCGUCCUCAAGAUUCUGCAACUCACGUACUACCUUCAAAUGCCUUCUCGUCCAUCAUUCUCUCAGGUGUUGCAAAGCAUAACUCAGAGGAAAUUGAUGUGCAACUGAAUCGGGGCACUCCUCGCGCUAACAAGCCUUUUAUUGUCAAGGAGCGUGGUCGACCUCCAAAGCCUCCAACACCACCUCCAUCUCAAUUGCCACCUCCUGGUAACUUGACGCUCCACCUCAAGGUUGGUCCCAAAAUUGGUCGCGGUCGUGUUGGCCGUGUAUAUGAAGCCUCAGUUGUUACCGAUAAUUCGAGCGCAGAGCUGGCUGGUAUGGUACUUCCUGAACUAGUCCUCAAGAUAUCCCGUCGACAAGACAGCAAGAAGCUAGCGCGCGAAGCCUAUUACUACCAGGAGAUGGAAUGCCUCCAAGGCGUUGCUAUUGCGCGAUGCUAUGGUGUUUACGAGACAAUUGUUCCUGCCGACUGGGAUUUCUUGCCCUGGAAAAGUGAUCCUCUGGACGCGUCGAAGCGCCAAUACAAGUCUGAUAGCGACAUUUCGGAUUCUGAAUGCGAGGACUCCGAAUCUGAUGACUAUAGACCUGAUCAAUACUCCGACUACGAGUCCGACGAAGAUGAAGAUGAAGAACAUGAUAAGAAGGAGAAGAAGGAGCAAACUCUAGAUACGGAGACAAAGGAUGCGGAGCGAGUGGAGGAUGAGAUGGAUAACGAUGACUAUUUUGACAGUGACGAUGAGGAAACGCCAGUCCCCGUCGACACGCCACUUGCCAUUCUCAUACUUGAACGGUUGGGUGAACGUGUACCCCUAGGACAGCCGCUUCCGAAGGGUUUCAAACAACAUAUCUAUGGUUUGUAUCAUGAUAUCGCUGAGCUUGGUGUCGACCAUGUCGAUAUCCGAUGGCAGAAUAUUCUCAGUGUGCCGCGUUCUCCAUCUACGUUGCCAAGCUUACCGUCACCUUUUACUGGUCGGAAGUACAAGUGGCGACUGGUAGACUUCGACAGAUCUUACAAGACCAACCGGACAGCAGCGCACUCCUAUUGCUACCACGUCGAAUAUUUAUCUGCUCUUUUGAACGGCAUCCCUUACGGUGAUGCCAUGGAGCCCUGGGAGUAAUUUCCUUCCGAGUCUUUGUUGUCCCCACAUACAAUGUAGACCUAGCUUUCUGAUUAGACUGAAGUUCCCAUGUUUGUACCUUACGGUCAUCGUUGAAACCCUUUCCACCUUCUGUUAUUUGGUCAUUGAGGAUAGACAAUGUGUAGAGGAAUUGAUGUGUGUAAUAACUGCACUUUAGGAUGACUUAUCAUUGUCGCUCUCCUUUGAUAUUCUCUCCGCAAUUUCGUGAUAUUCUCUCUUCCAUGUGACACGUUAUCUACUAUCCUCCCGCAAUGAAGCUUUCGCGCCAGGUGCUUUCUGUCGCUAGUUCCACUGCGAACUUUGUCUAUUAAUGCGUUUUGGAAGGCUUCGGUUGAGUGCUGUGACAGAUCGUCUAAGAAGCAUAGCUUGGCUGAAAUCCAUAGUACAAAUAGAGUCCAGGAUAACGU